Molecule: messenger RNA, 1390 nt
Organism: Salvelinus namaycush (lake trout)
Lineage: Eukaryota; Metazoa; Chordata; Actinopteri; Salmoniformes; Salmonidae
Product: anaphase-promoting complex subunit 15-like
Exons: 5
Coding region: 250-663 (137 amino acids)
Biological process (GO): regulation of mitotic cell cycle spindle assembly checkpoint
Cellular component (GO): anaphase-promoting complex
Source: RefSeq, a predicted model, not a curated record
AAAACCAAAGAUAGAACAAUGAGAUAGUUUAGUUAUACAAAUCUUUGAUAAACCUCUAGAACAAGAAGCAGUAGUAGCAGUAGUAGCAAUAGUAGCAGUAGUAGCAGUAGUAGCAGUAGUGGUAGUGGUAGUAGUAGUGGUAGUGGUAGUGGUAGUGGUAUUAGUAAGCGGAACGUUUGUGGAAGGAUAUGCGUACACACCGGGAGCGUUUACAAAACAACACUGGUUUCCGGUCAGUUUAAAUUUGAAAUGUAUAUUUUGAUAGCUACUAGUCGGGAUAGUGGUUUGACAGAGAUGUCCACGCAGUUCCCCUCGCUGUUUCCCAGGAUCACAGAGACUCUGUGGUUCAACCUGGACCGGCCGUGUGUGGAUGAGACAGAGCUACACCAACAGGAGCAACAGCACCAGACCUGGUUACAGAGCAUCGCAGAGAAGGACAAUAGCCUGAUGCCUAUUGGGAAGCCAAUUUUCGAGCAAACAUUUGACGAGGAAGAAGAGGAGGAGGAUGAGGAUGAGGAAGAUAGUGAGGAAGACUCGGAGGAUGAAGAGGACAUGCAGGACAUAGAUGAGAUGAACGACUACAACGAGUCACCGGACGACGGAGAGGUCAACGAGGUAGAUAUGGAGGGAGCAGACCAAGACCAGGACCAGUGGAUGAUCUAGACCAGAGUAAUCCUCGCUACUCUCUGAUGCCCCCUUGGUAGCGCUCCAGCUGGAUCUCCUCUGCCGGACAGUGGCUUUUGGCUGGUGAACUUUCCCUGCUGUUCACACCCACCCUGUGAAACUAAAGGGGGAGGUGUGGGCAGCGUGGGGUUUUACUGCAUGGAGAAAGUGCUGUGUGCGUGUUCUCUCAUUCAGUGUUCUACAGUUGCAAUGUGUGAAGACUGUAAACUGUAAAAGAAAUUCUCUUGAAAUAAGUGUUUUUGCAACAUUAGGAGAAAGAACCCCUGCUCCACCUCAACCUCCCCUCUGCUAGUUCUGUCCUCCCCCACAGAUCACGAGACACUCAGACCCUUUGUUUAGACUAUGCACACAUCAAACUCAAGGACAUCAGAGUGCACUCACUCCCCUCUCUGGUACUCGUUGUUCUGUGUGUGUACUUUGAUUCCCCCGUCCGUCCUUCCGUCCGUUGCCAGUCGUGUCACAUCUGAAUGGGCAUAAACCUUAGCCUGUACUCUGCACUUGUGUAAUCUGCUGUGUGUGGGUGUGCUGCCAACAGAAACCUGGAGAGUAAAAACAAACAUGCUAUAUAGAAUGUUAGCAUUCAACAAAACUGAUUUUAAAAAGGAACAUCACAGGUGCUCGUAUGUAUGUCUGUAUGUAAAGUAAAUACCUUUUUAAUUGGUCCAGUGUCUUAUGUAAAUAAAGAAAAACAUUUUGUACAGAUAAU